CGCCGUCGGCCUCUGCACCCGCGCGCUCGGAAGUCUUGGGCCCAGAGCACCCCUUUUCUUCAACCCCAAUUGACCCGGCAGCUCCUUCGGGAGGAUCACGUUGACCCUGGCGACGGGCGGCCCUUGCGCUGUCUUCUUCCCCCCACUCGGGGACGUGGUGCGCACGCGCGGCUUGGCCGGGGCGGUGGCUCCGGGGCCAGUGGCGAGGAUCCAGACAGUGAAAAAGCAGUCUGGCUCCCGAGGUCCACCCCGUACACCCCAGGGUCCAGAUGGCGGCCAACGUGGGUGAUCAGCGUAGCACGGAUUGGUCCUCUCAGUACAGCAUGGUGGCCGGGGCAGGCAGAGAGAGUGGCAUGGAGACCCCCAUGCACGAGAACCCCGAGUGGGAGAAGGCCCGCCAGGCCCUGGCCAGCAUCAGCAAAGCGGGAGCUGCCGGCAGCUCUGCCAAGGCCAGCGGCAGCGGGCCCGUGGCCAGUGCACAGUAUGUGUCACAGGCAGAAGCCUCGGCUCUGCAGCAGCAGCAGCAGUACUACCAGUGGUACCAGCAGUACAGCUAUGCCUAUCCGUACAGCUACUAUUACCCUGUGAGCAUGUACCAGAGCUAUGGCUCCCCCUCCCAGUACGGGAUGGCCAGCUCCUAUGGCUCAGCUGCACCGCAGCAGCCGUCCGCAGCGCAGCACCAAGGGACUCUGAACCAGCGGCCGCUCCGCCCACAGCCCCCGGUCCCGGGUAUGGACGAAGGCCUGUCCUACCAGGCGCCCCCUCAGCAGCUGCCAGCAGCCCAGCCCCCUCAGCCCUCCAACCCCCCGCGUGGGGCUCACCCUUUGAGCAGCGGUCCGCAGCCCGGGACGGCGCCUGCCACGCAGCACAGCCAGGCCGGAUCUGCCUCGGGCCAGGCCUACGGGCAGCAUGGCUACAGCGAGCCCGCCAAGCCCAAGAAGGGCCAGCAGCUGUGGAACCGCAUGAAGCCGGCCCCUGGGACUGGUGGGCUCAAGUUCAACAUUCAGAAACGGCCUUUCGCUGUCACAAGCCAGAGCUUUGGCUCCACCACGGAGGGCCAGCACGGCAGCUUCGGUCCCCAGCCCAACCCCGAGAAGGCCCAGAACCACAGGGGGAACCUGUCCGGUAAGCCCGACGACUGGCCGCAGGACAUGAAGGAGUACGUGGAGCGCUGCUUCACCGCCUGCGAGUCGGAGGAGGACAAGGACCGGACGGAGAAGCUGCUCAAGGAGGUGCUGCAGGCGAGGCUCCAGGACGGCUCGGCCUACACCAUCGACUGGAGCCGGGAGCCCCUGCCGGGGCUGACUCGGGAGCCUGUGGCUGAGAGCCCCAAGAAGAAGCGGUGGGAGGCCCCUAGCAGCCUCCACCCUCCCCGGGGGGCAGGCUCAGCGACCAGGGGCGGGGGUGCCCAGUCCCAGCGAGGGACGCCCGGGGCUGGGGGUGCUGGCCGAGCCCGGGGCAGCAGCUUCGCCAAGUUCGGCAACCGCAAUGUCUUCAUGAAGGACCACAGCUCCUCCUCCAGCACCGACUCGCGCUCCCGCUCCUCCUCCCGCUCCCCGACCCGCCAUUUCCGCCGCAGUGACUCGCACUCGGAUUCCGACAGCUCCUACUCAGGGAAUGAGUGUCACCCUGUGGGUCGCAGGAACCCACCCCCCAAGGGCCGGGGAGGCCGGGGGGCCCACAUGGACCGGGGCCGAGGCAGGGCGCAGCGUGGGAAGAGGCACGACCUAGCCCCCACCAAGCGCAGCCGCAAGAAGAUGGCGGCCCUGGAGUGUGAGGAUCCCGAGCGCGAGCUGAAGAAGCAGAAGCGGGCGGCGCGCUUCCAGCAUGGACAUUCCCGUCGCCUGCGCCUGGAGCCCCUGGUGCUGCAGGUGAGCAGCCUGGAGAGCGGCGGGGCCGACCCCGACUGGCAUGAGCUGCAGAUCGUGGGCACCUGCCCUGACAUCACCAAGCACUACUUGCGUCUCACCUGCGCCCCCGACCCGUCCACUGUGCGCCCCGUGGCGGUUUUGAAGAAGUCGCUGUGCAUGGUCAAGUCCCACUGGAAGGAGAAGCAGGACUACGCCUUCGCCUGCGAGCAGAUGAAGUCCAUCCGGCAGGACCUGACGGUGCAAGGUGUGCGCACCGAGUUCACGGUGGAGGUGUACGAGACCCACGCCCGCAUCGCCUUGGAGAAGGGUGACCACGAAGAGUUCAACCAGUGCCAGACGCAGCUCAAGUCACUGUAUGCUGAGAACCUGCCAGGCAACGUGGGCGAGUUCACUGCCUACCGGAUCCUCUACUACAUCUUCACCAAGAACUCAGGAGACAUCACCACGGAGCUGGCGUACCUGACGCGGGAGCUGAAGGCGGACCCUUGUGUGGCCCACGCCUUGGCGCUCAGGGCAGCCUGGGCCCUGGGCAACUACCACCGCUUCUUUCGGCUCUACUCGCACGCGCCCUGUAUGUCUGGCUACCUCGUGGACAAGUUUGCAGACCGGGAGCGCAAGGCCGCCCUCAAGGCAAUGAUCAAAACGUAUGUGAAGCUGAGCUCUCCCCCUGGCCCUCUGCUCUGCGGCCUCACCGCCGCCCUCCUCCCCCCCGUCCGCACCUCUGACUCCCCUGGUCUCCCUCCCUCGGGUCCUGGCCUUCGCUCCCCUUUUCUCCUCUCCACGCUCGGCCCUCCCCUCUGGUCCCUCCACCUUCCAGCGCACGCACGGCAGGCCCUCCUCCGGUCCUGUCUCUCACUGCUCUGGGCUCCCCUGCCCCUUCGCCUCUCUUUGCCUUCUCUUCGCAUCACUCUGGACCCCACUCGGUCUUCUCCUUGCUCCGGGCUCCCCUUCCUCCAAGGCCUCUGCCCACCUUCUUCAGCGCUCCUGUGGCUGAGCUCCUGCUCUGUGGGGACGCCCAGCGAAGGCGGCCCUGCCCUUGGUAGCCGCGGUCUCAGGGACAAGGCCCCGCUCCCACUCGAGCUGUUUUGAGAGCCCAGGCGUGCUCAGGGACCAGGCGUGAGGCAGGGCAAGCUAGGCCGGGACGGGACCCAAAGAGCGCGGCCUGUGCUCACGUGCUCAGUCAGGCGGGAGACGCCCCCCGGCGACGGCAGGACACCUCUUGCGUUGUCACAACCGGGGUCCUCCUGGCCUCUGCUGGUGGAGGCCAGGGGUGCUGCUCAGUGCCCUGCAGUGCACAGGGCACCCCCAGCUGGGUCACCUGGCCGCAGUGUCAGUCUUACUGAGGCUGGGAAGCCCUGGUCAGAGGACGUGGGGCCUUGAGUGCCACGUCAGUUUGUUGGGAGCCGUGGGGGUGGUUUGCAGCUGGGGAGGGAUACUUACCCUGCAGGUUAGGAGACUCCUAGGAUCCAGUUUGGGUCAAGCCGAUGUGAGGGCAAGGUGCGGGCCGGGGCAGGGGCCGUGGGAAGAGAGAGGAGGGAGUGGGGCAGACACAGAGGAGGCAGGGCCGCGGGACCCGCUCUCUAAGCCAGGAGGGGUGAGGAGGCCGUGCACCUGAAGGACCCUGGGCUCCCCGGCUCCCGUGUUCUCCGCGGCCGCACAGGCUCUUCCUCCUGUAGUUUUCGGGCUUCUGCGCCGCCCCCGGGCUGUAGCCGGGCAGGCCACUGUCCCCCCCUCAGCACUUCCUGUUUCUGCCUCAGCCUGUGUGUGCUUGGCCAGUGGGAGGGCUCUGGCCUGUCGUUGGCCUCACGGUCUUGUGUCCCCCCGCUCCGGAGGGUGGUGCGGCUUCUCUCUGGCUCGCUGGGCCGGGGCCAGCCCCGUGUUGGGGGGCAGCAGGCUGUCCUGUGCCCCGCCCCCCCAUGGACUUCCAGGGCUCUGAGGAAGUGGGGGCUUCAGGCAGGAGUGGUUUGAGCGUUUUCUGCCACUUACUUAGGUCCUAGGUGACAGUGGCUCUGCCGCUGCGCUGUCCUCGGUGUGUGUCUGUAAAGGGUAGGGUGACAGCUGCUGGGAGGGAGCUCAGCGAGCUCACGGGGCGGUACUUAGAAGAGCACAGGCCAAGCCUCCUCUCUUAGCACGCGGACCCAGCUCAGGGCAAGCGGGAGGGGAGGGGCGGGGCUCCCUGCGCCUGGCCCCUGCCCCGGGCCACGCGGGCCCUCUCCUGAGGGGCUGCUCAGGCCCCGGCCAGCAGAGGAGCCAGCUGGGCCCUUCCCUCCUGGCCCCUCUCCUCCCGUCCCCGCACAGGUAAGUGAGGGGGAGGGGGGGCACAGCGAGGGGUUGGGGCCCCCCCCACCCCGGGCCCCCCCGAGCCCCUGAGGGGGGAGGCCGGGGCUGGGGAGGGGCCAGCAGGUGACAUGCUGAGGAAACCUUUGGGUGCCCGAAAGGGGGGCGCCCACUCCUUGCUCGUGGGGCCCUCCCGUGCCCGCCGCCCGCCUCAUCGCGUUCUCCUCUUGUCUCCGUAGCUUCCGCCCUGCGCUGCCAGUCUCCUACCUGCAGGCCGAGCUGGCCUUCGAGGGUGAGGCCGCCUGCCGGGCCUUCCUGGAGCCCCUGGGCCUGGCCUACACGGGCCCGGACAACUCCAGCGUCGACUGCCGCCUCAGCCUGGCGCAGCUG
Delphinapterus leucas (beluga whale) is the source of this 4538-nucleotide messenger RNA. Lineage: Eukaryota; Metazoa; Chordata; Mammalia; Artiodactyla; Monodontidae. The record is from RefSeq and is a predicted model, not a curated record.